This is a messenger RNA of Pelagomonas calceolata, 3417 nucleotides long. Lineage: Eukaryota; Pelagophyceae; Pelagomonadales; Pelagomonadaceae. The record is from the annotation of a GenBank genome assembly.
CUUUCUUGUUUUUUUUGGAUCUGUCCGGGCGAGUAUCACGGAAUGCUAGUAUGUCACACCUAGGGUGGCAGGUAAAAAGUGCGCGGAGCGUGCCUCGGGUGCAUUUUCGCACAGGUCUGGGCUUCUUGCGGGGUUUGUGGUGCUGGUGUAUUGCUGCAACGCCCAGGAGCACGCGCAACCGCUGCAGUUUCGCGCCAUAAGCAAGCUUAUCAGCACGACCACCGCUCACUGUGCCGCACGCAUGAGUUUCGCCGCCAUGAGCGCCCAGGUCGUGACGCCGGACGCCUACAACAAACUGCAGCAGGACCACGAGCAACUGCGCGCGAAGACGGCGCAGCUCGUCGGCCAAUUCAAAGCGCUAAAGGCCGAGAAGGAAGCUGCCGCGGCCGAGGCGGCGGCCAAGAACGACGCCGUCGUCGCGAAGACGCGGGAGUUGGUCGCGCGGUACAAAGCGUCACAAGCGGAGGUCGAGGACCUGCGGUCCAAGGCGGGCGCGCCGGACCCAGCAUUAGUGGAGCGGAGCCGCGCCCUCGCGGCGCGCUACAAGCAGCUCCAGGGCGAGAAGGCGGCGGCCGACGCCGAAAUCGCGAACCUCCGCAGCUCGACGAGCGAGGCCGAGGCCUCGUCCUUCGCACUAGAGACCACCAAGGCCGAGCUCGACGUCGUGCGCCGGGAACUCGACGCGGCGCGCAAGACGACGCAGGGGUUGCGCGCGGACGCGGAAUCGGCGAAGAAGGCGGCGGCGGCGGGCAGCGCCGAGGUCGCCGGCCUCAAGCAGCAGCUCGCCGCCGCGGGUAGCACGAGUAGCCAGGCGGUCGACGCCCUGCAAAAGGAGCUCGCCGCAGCGCGCGCUGACGGGGACGCUCUGAGGGGCGCCGACGCCGCCUCGCGCAAGGAGAUCGACGCCCUGAAGGGUGCGCUGGACGCCGCGCGAGCAUCCACGGGCGACGCCGAGGCCGCGGCGCGCCAGGAGGCCGACGCGCUGCGCGGCGAGGUCCAGGCCUCUCGCCAGGAAACCGAGACGCUCAAGAAGGCUCUCGAGGCGGCGCGGUCGAACGCGCACAAGGCCGCGAAGCAGGAAGCGGAGGCCCUGCGCGGCGAAGCGGCCGCGGCGCGCGGCGAGUGCGACAAGCUCAAGCAAGCGCUCGCCGCGGCACAAAAAAGCACCGGCGAAGCCGCCGCGGCGGCGGCCAAGGAGGUCGAGGCAUUGAAGGGCGAGGCCGCCAAGGCCCGGGAAGCCUUAUCCGCCGCCCGCGAGAACGCGAACGCGAAGUCCAAGGCCAUCGAGACCGCGCGCGCCGAGGCCAAGGCCGCGGUCGCCGCUGCGAAGUCGGAGGCCCAGGCAGCACAGGCAAAGCUCCAGGGCGAAGUCGACGCCGCCAAGGAGCAGCUCGCGACGGCGACCGCGGCGCUCGAGGCCGCGCGCCAGAGCUCGGGCGACGCGGCGAAGCAAACGUCCGCGGCGGUCGAGGCCGCGGGCCGCGAGGCCGAUAAAUUGCGCGGCGAGCUCCGGGCAGCGCAGCAGGCAGCCAAAUCCGCGGCGACCGAGGCGCAGCAGGGCGCGGCCAAGGCGGCGGCGGCCCUGGACGCGGCGAAGGCGGACGCCGCUGCCGCGACGCAGGAGGCCAAGAAGCUGCAAAGUGCACUCGCCGCCGCGCGCCAGGACGCCGGCGACGCCGCCUCCGCGCGCGAGGCCGCCGACGCGGCGAACAGCGAGGCCCAGAAGCUGCAGAGCGACCUCGCGUCGGCUAAGAAAACGAUCGACGAGCAGGCGCAGAAGCUCAAGGCCGCGGAGCGCGGCCGCGACGAGGCCGUCGCCGCUGCGGCGACGACGAAGACCCUCGCGGAGAAGACUGCGGAAAAGGCCGGCAGGGAGACCUCGAAGCUGAAGGAGGAACUUGCCGCCGCGCGCCAGGGCGCCGGCGACGCGGCGAAGCAGACGGCCGCGGCGGUCGACGAGGCGCGGGCCGAGGCGAAGGCGGCGCGCGGCGACGCCGACGCGGCACGGAAAGAAGCUAAAGCCGCCCAGGACGCGGUGGACGCGGCGCGCAACGAGACCAAGGCCGCCCAGGACCUGCUCGCGGCCGCGCGCGAGACGUCCGUCGCCGCCGCGCAAAAGCUAACCGAGGCAAUCGACGGCGCCGCUGCGGCCAAAAAAGAAAACGCGGCGCUGCGGGACGCGCUCGCCAAGGCGAGUAGCGGCGGCGGCGCCGCCGAGACCGAGGCCCAGCGCUUGAAAAAGGAGCUCGCCGCGCUGGGCGACCGCUUCGACGACGCCUCCGCUUCGUUGGAUGCCGCCAAGGCGGAGGCCGGCGAAAUCACGCACCAGCUCGAGACCUGCGUCGUGAAGAGCGAGGAGGCGGCGAAAACGUUAGGAGCCGCGCUUGAGGCCGCGAGGCAAGAGAACGACGCGGCGCGCAAGGAAAAUCUCCGCCUCGCGGGCGAGCUCGAGGACGCAAAGCAGGCGUUGCACGACGCGCGCGAUACUGCCGACCAGGCGACCGCGGGGUCCGCGGACGCCGUGGCCGCCGCCAAGGCGGAGCUCGAGCGCCUCGCGGGCGACGUGACGAGCCUGCGGUCGGAACUGAAGGAGAAGGACGCCCAGCUCAGUGUCGCGGCCGAGCUCGAGGCGAAGGCGAAGGCGCAGCUCGCGGAAGCCGAGGAUUCGGCGAAGCGCAUGCAGGCGGUGCAGCAGAGCGCCACGGCGACGCAGGCGCAGCUCGCCGACGCCGUCAAAGAGGCCGUCGACAACAAUGAGGUCCUCGCGCGGGAGCUGAAGGCGCGCGACGACGAGCGGGCGGCGCUCGAGGCGGACCUCGCCGCCGCCAAGGGCGAGCUCGAGGCGGCGCGCACCGAGGCCGGGGCGGCCGGCGACCGAGAGGCGCUGGAGACAGCGGCGGCCGCGCGAGAGGAGGCGUGGCGGGCCGAGGUCGACGAGCUCAAGGCCAAAGUAUCUGAACUCGCCGCGGCCAAGGCGGAUGUCGUCGACGUGCUGCGGCGCGCGAAGGCCGCGGACGGCACCGAGCUCGCUAAGGCAAAGGCCGAGGCAGCGGACGCGAAGAAGCGGCUCGCCGAGGUCGAGGCCGCGGCGCAAUCGUUAAGGAGCGGCGCCGACGCCGUCCGGCAGAAGUUUCAACAACUGGAGAGCGAGAACGCGACGCUGCGGGCAAAUGGAAACGGCGUCGAGUUCGAGCCCGAGGACCGGUUUGUGUACCUCAAAAACCUCAUGUGCGAGUACCUCGCGACGGCCCCCGAGGACUCCGCGCGCGCGCCGAUGGAGCGGGCGAUGAAGGCCGUGAUCGGCUUCGACGAUUCCGACGCGAAGCGCCUCGAGGCGAAGAAGGCCGAGCACGCGAAGCGGGCGCUCGGCGGGCUGGCGGUGUUCUUCGGCGGGAGCGGGUAAGAUUACUACUAGUA